UUCGAAUAACUACUGUAGUUGAGGUAAUCCAGGUCUUAUAAUCUUCACAGCUGAGGAUGCAGAAAUAUGUUUAUUCAACAAAUAAUAUAGGUAAUCAAGAAAAACAAAAAAAAUUAGUUGAAUUUCAAAAUGUUCAAAAACAAAAUUUAAGUUUACAUUAAUUAUUGGUUAAUGAAACGGAAAAUUACUGACAUCAGCAUGCUCAAGAAAAGAAACAAUUGUUUAAUAAUCGAGUGUCCUGCACAAAUCAGAUACAAAAACUUGAAUCCUUUCACUUACGCACCGGUUCCACCUUGGCAGCCCCAGCCUCCAUUCUGGUACAAAACACACUGUGACACUGAGAAAUACUACGGCAAUCUCCAGAAAAAUAUCAACGAGUACAGCUUUUCAAAGCUGCCGCAGCCAGAAAAGUUUCUGACGAUAUUUGAAGAAUUGCAGAUCGAAUGUCCUGAACGUUAUUUGCCUGGUGAAAUCCACAAACGCAAGACACCCAAGGAACCCGUCACUAUGGCAAAUAUGGAUUGUUCCAAAGUGUGGCAGCCCAAGACUGAUGUAUUCUACACAGAAUUUGACUCGCAAACUUUGGAAAACAGACCGCUGCUAGAAGAUGAUAUUCUAGAACAGGCUGAGAGAUCAAAAAAUAUUUUUGACAAGACGUUAAGAAACGUCGUAUCAGAAUGUGUAUGAAUGUGUAAGGAAAACUAAAAGUAAAUUGAAAAAAUAUAUUGUUUUAAAUGGAAAAUUCUGGAUAUCCCAUUGAAAAUUGACAAAUGGAAGGUCAUUAAUCUAUAUUAUUACUCAAUAUUUUUACAAAAUAAUCCCAAUACAAACCUUGGAAAAUAUUUAUUUAAUUGCUGUUCUUCACUGACAAAAAAUAUUAGUAAAUAAAACUAAUGAAUGUCAUGAACAAAAUAAUUAUACAUUUCAAUAGUAUGAUUGCCUUUGAUGAGUAUUGCAUAAACUAGAUUAUGAGAGCUGCAAAUAGUAUGUAAAUUAUAAUUUCAAAAUAAACGAUGAUAUUGGUGUUUGUUUUCUAUGAACAAAUGUUGAUGAUUAUAAAUUUAAUUUAACUAUUUUAUUGGGCACUUAAUAAGAGCUCUUUGGUUAAACUUCCGUCUCUUUACUAAAAAUGCUUUUUCUAAACUGGUGUACUUCAAAAGUAGAUCGUUUAUGGAAACCUAGAUUUAAAACUACCAAUUACUCAAAAAACUGGCAAGAUUAUAAAUUUAAUUACCAUAAUUUUUACGAAUAACGUAAUAUCAUUCUAGUUGAACAAUUUGCUUGAUAUUAUUCUCAAGAGUUCUUCCUGAAACCAUCAUGCUGAAGCUUACAAAAUAUGUGAAAACAUUAUAAAUAUUUGGUCUAUUCAACAAAUACAAUACCACAUAUUGCAACAGAAUACAAAUACUUCAGCCUUGUUUCCAUUACUACAAAUUCCAAAAAUGUAUAUCGUUUCAAUUUAAGAGCUCGGAAUAGAUUAUUACUAUUCUAUACAAUUGAAAUGCACUAUAUAGAUUUCUAUUCUCCAAAGAUUAUUAUUAUAGGGCACUAAAUUGUAGCCUACAAUGUGUUUCAUCACAAUAUUGGUGGUUGUUUUUAAUAGUCCCUCGUAAACAAUGCCAAACUGCUACGCAAUAAGAAAAUGGAUUGCUAGUUUAAAAAAAAAAUUGGCAUUAUUUAUGUAAUGGAAACCGGCCGGCCUUUAGUAAGAACUAAUAUUGAAACAUUUUACAAUUUGUCGAAAGAAUUGAGGCAUGGAAUUACAUUUUACAAAUUCGAAUUACAUACAUCAUCGAGUAGUUUACCAAUAUAGUUUCAACAUAAUAACUAUUAAUAUUUAACAACAAAUCAAGAUCGAUGAUAAAAAAGUUUAUUUUUAUAGUCAGAAUGACUAAUGAAAUAAGGUGGAAUGACCCCGAAUGUAAUGUUUUUAAAAUUUAAUCAAUUUUUCCUAACAUCAAUAAUGUACAAGUUACAAGGGCCUAAAAUAAGUACAUACAUUCAACAAACCUAACAUCCAUUCUUGUCAGUUUAUAGAUAUAUACUAACGUGACAAAGAUAACAUAUUCACAUAACAAUGUCUCACCAUACACGAGCAAACGUCUGGGAUUAGUCUCGAUCGACAAUCAAUACUUGAUCGACGAUUACUUAAUCGAUAAACAGAAAAACAUCUAAGAGGCACAAUCGAUUACGGCGCGUUUUGGAGUUAUCUGAUAAGACCAUCUGAGAAUUUGGGCAAUAUCUCACUAGGACACCCUUUAUAUUGCUAAAGUAUUACGUCGUGGUGGUUCGGAGGCCACACAAAACCAGUCAAUCAUAGUUAGGAUUUUCAUAGAAUGUUAUUUUAAAUAGUAAGUGAUUUUAACAUUAUCAAUAUGGAUAUCUACCGCAACACAGAACGAUUCACAGAUUAAUGAAAUAGUUGGGGAACCAACAGGCUUGAGACUAAAAAAGCCUUUCUCCUAAAUUUUCAACCACAAGUCCACCCAAGCAUUCAUUCUAUUAUGCAUGCAAAAAAUCGACAGAAAGAUUCUGCCUCCAUUUUGUGAAAUACUGAGAUCAUUUCUGAGAUCGUAUUCAACUUUAUAUAAUAUAAUAGAAUUAUGCCUAUCUUCCAUUUAUUUCUAAAGGGCUACUUGAUUUAUUUUAUUUUUUAAAUUACUAUAGAUAAUGUGAAGAUUGGACAGUAACGUCUACUCUAUCACUAAAACUUGAAUUGUAGAUUAAGGUCACAAAUUUCAAGUGAGAGCUUGAAAGUAUAAUUUUUGAGAUCGUAUUCAAUGGAAUUUUGCUGAUUAUUGAUUCAAUUCAAGCGUUGGAAAGCAAAUUUGGUGGGAUGAGAAUUUAGAACAUCAUACUAGACAUUG
Molecule: messenger RNA, 2867 nt
Organism: Nilaparvata lugens (brown planthopper)
Lineage: Eukaryota; Metazoa; Arthropoda; Insecta; Hemiptera; Delphacidae
Exons: 3
Coding region: 172-687 (171 amino acids)
Source: RefSeq, a predicted model, not a curated record